AUAUAUAUAUAUAUAUAGUCAAGUGAUCUUAAAUAAGUUUCUACCUAGAGUUAAGAGUAGAGUUACACUAGACUGUGACUAGACGCUAGUUAAGCGGCUAGACUCUAGUUCUGGACAAGAAAUUAUAGAUCUAGUAAAAAAUGAACUCGUUAAUAUGUUUAAUAUGCUUUAUUGUCUAUGCACUUGGACUUGGAGAAGAAAUUAGGCCUUUGAUAACUGAUAAAGUCUCAUUUGAUAUUACUAUUGGAGGAGAAAGUGCUGGAACUAUAGAAAUUGCUGUUUUUGGUGAUGUUGUCCCCAAGACUGCUAGAAACUUUGUGGAACUUGCAAGUGGCAUUAAUGGUUAUGGAUAUGAGGGGAGUAAAUUUCAUAGAGUGAUUCCUGACUUUAUGAUUCAAGGGGGAGACUUUGACAAGAAAGACGGAACUGGCUUCAAGAGUAUCUAUGGUGGCUACUUUGAUGAUGAAAACUUUACUCUGAACCACUAUGCAUCCGGAUGGGUGAGCAUGGCUAAUGCAGGGAAAGACACAAAUGGUUGUCAGUUUUUUAUCACUCUGACCUCGACACGCUGGCUUGAUGGCCAUCACACAGUAUUUGGCAUGGUUUUGAAAGGUAUGGACAUUGUCAACAAAAUUGCUGAAGUCAAAACAAAUGCCUAUGAUGCUCCUGUUGAAGACGUGGUCAUUGUUAAGUCCAGAGUUGAAUCUGCCAGACAUGAACAAAUAUUUGUUGAUAUUGUUCCAGAGGACUAAUUGUGAUAUGUUUAAAUAAAAAGCUGAAACUAAUUGUUAUCUUUAACAGGUACAGUCAUGGUCAGUAUUAGUUGAAGACUUUUUCUGUGUCCACACUUUUUCUGAGGGUUAAUAGGAUUUUUUUCUACUAAAAUUAAAGGAUGAAUUCCAUGUUAAAGAAGUUAAAGAUUUGUAAAAAUGUAUUUGAGGCUAUGGAUUUUCAUUACUACUUUUGAUAUACAUUUAUUAAUAUUGUACUAUUUUUUAGUUGUUGAAGGUUAUGUGUAACAUUAAUUACACACUUUACAAUGAAGUGCCUUAUUGUUCUAUAUUUAUCAAGGUUUCAUGUCAAACAUAUACAAUGAAGAAUUUGUAACAUUUUACACUAAGAUCAAAAUCUGAAAACUUUAUAUUUUAUACAGUAUUAUAUUUUUUAUUUUGUACAUUGCUGUGUUCUACAUUAUAUUGUACAAGUUUAACAACUUUUUAUAUCAUUCUAAAAGUUUUCACAUUUUUAUAUACAAACUAUUUGACACUGAAAUAAAACUAUGUACUUAAUAUA
Molecule: messenger RNA, 1293 nt
Organism: Biomphalaria glabrata
Lineage: Eukaryota; Metazoa; Mollusca; Gastropoda; Planorbidae
Product: peptidyl-prolyl cis-trans isomerase 6-like
Exons: 4
Coding region: 141-752 (203 amino acids)
Biological process (GO): protein peptidyl-prolyl isomerization; protein folding
Cellular component (GO): intracellular membrane-bounded organelle
Molecular function (GO): peptidyl-prolyl cis-trans isomerase activity
Source: RefSeq, a predicted model, not a curated record